AAAUCUCCUUCCUUCUUCUUCUGCUUUGUUUCGAAAUUCCUUUAAAGUUUUAUGGAUUUGAGAUCAUUGCUCAAAGUUUUGAUGGUGGAUGAUAUGUUUCCUCAAAGUCUCAAUCUGGAGCACCUUUCUGGAUGCCUCAAUUUCACUCAUUCCCUUCACAUAAAAUAAUGUUCUGGAAUCUCCUUGUUUGCCUUCUUCUUCUGGGGCCUCUCUUCAGACUUUUCAUCUCAUAUUCUUUCCUGGUGUUUCUUUGCAGGCUAAUGGACGUGGUUUUGUUUAAUCUCAAAAAAUGGAAAAAUAAGAAAAAAAAAAACUGCAU
Molecule: messenger RNA, 319 nt
Organism: Rubroshorea leprosula
Lineage: Eukaryota; Viridiplantae; Streptophyta; Magnoliopsida; Malvales; Dipterocarpaceae
Source: the annotation of a GenBank genome assembly